GGGAGCUCAGGGACCUGGACUGGGCACCUUUUGUCAAGCAUGACGGUUCAGAGAGGAUUUUGAAACCCAACCAGGAGCAGCUUGAGCACGGCCCGUCCCAGUGGGGACUGGGGCGCCUGGAGGCCGCCUUCCUCCACACCCCUCCUCCCCUCGAAGGCCGACACUGCCAAAGCGUCUCCCACACACCUCCCCAGAAAGUCCCUGGCUUCCCUCCCAGCCGCCUCGCGAUUGACCUCAUGAGGUGGGAGCCGAGGUCCUCCCGCUCUGAAAUCCUUGAAGGAGUGGUGAACUCCUAUACCCCUUGUAACCCAGCUGAAUAUUUUCCAGGUUACCUAACCAAACUCCUGCAAAACCACACCGCCUAUGCCUGUGACGGGGACCAUUUGAAUCUGCAGUGUCCUCGGCAUUCCACGAUAAGUGUCCAGUCGGCAUUUUAUGGGCAAGAUUACCAAAAGUGUAGUCCGCAGCAGCCUGCCUCCCAGAGGGAAGACAGCCUAACCUGUGUGGUGCCCACCACACUGCAGAAGGUGCUGGACGAGUGUCAGAACCAGCGGGCCUGCCACCUCCUGGUCAAUAGCCGUGUUUUUGGACCUGACCUUUGUCCAGGAAGCAGUAAAUACCUCCUGGUCUCCUUUAAAUGCCAACCUAAUGAAUUAAAAAACAAAACCGUGUGUGAAGACCACGAGCUGAAACUGCACUGCCACGAGUCCAAGUUCCUCAACAUCUACUCUGCGACCUACGGCAGGAGGACCCAGGAGAGGGACGUCUGCUCCUCGGAAGCCGGAUGGCUCCCCCCCUUUGACUGUCUGUCUUACUCGGCUCUGCACGUGUUAUCCAGGAGAUGUUAUGGGAAGCAGAGAUGCAAAAUCCUCGUCAACAACCACCACUUCGGAAGCCCCUGUCUGCCAGGAGUGAAAAAAUACCUCUCGGUCUUCUACGCGUGUGUUCCCAAGAAUAUACUCACAGCAAUUGAUCCAUCAGUUGCUAAUCUAAAACCUUCUGUGAAGCAGAAAGACGGUGACUAUGGUGUAGGCCUUGACCCAAGGGAACCGAGGAUUCUGAGGAAAGAUGGCGUGAUUGUCAGCCACUCGUUGGCAGCAUUUGCUUACAUUAGAGCCCAUCCCGAGAGAGCCGCCCUGCUGUUCGUGUCCAGCGUCUGCAUCGGUCUGGCACUCACGCUGUGUGCUUUGGUCAUCAGAGGGUCCUGCACCAAGGACCUCCAGGAGCUGCAGCUGGCCAGGGAGCACCUGGUGCCAGGAAGCGACGAGGCCGAGGAGGACAGCCAGGAUGAGGAGGGCGAGGAGGACUCCUCUGACUCCGACUUCCCGGGGGAACUGUCGGGGUUCUGUAGGACUACGUAUCCUGUCUACAGCUCCAUAGAAGCUGCAGAACUGGCAGAAAGGAUUGAGCGCAGGGAACAGAUCAUCCAGGAAAUAUGGAUGAACAGUGGCUUGGACACUUCACUCCCAAGAAACAUGGGCCAGUUCUACUGAGAGCCAGAUACAUCUUGACGUGAGCACACUUUCCGAGGAGGGAAGGUUCCAGAAGCCCCUCCAGCUCUGUUCCAUUUGUACCUUCUGUGAAGGAGAAUCUGUCAUGCCAUCCAAUCCUGGGGAAGCCAGAAAGUUCUUAAAGGGACAUUUCAAACUGUUUACAGCACAUCUCAAAAUAAAUUGGAGGGGAGAAGUCUUUGUCUCCUGU
Odocoileus virginianus texanus is the source of this 1701-nucleotide messenger RNA. The record is from RefSeq and is a predicted model, not a curated record. NCBI's taxonomy places the organism in Eukaryota, Metazoa, Chordata, Mammalia, Artiodactyla, Cervidae.